UCUACCUGGCCUAUGACACUCUUCUUUCUUUCCCAUGUGCAAUGUGCAUGCCUGCUUUGCCCUCAGCUCCCAAUCCCCCUCCUUCUGCUUCUUUAUCGUGCACCUUCCUGGACUGCAGAGCUGAAAACUAUUUUACUCAGAUGCCUGUGAAGCUAGGAUUCCAGCUGCAGAUUAUGUUCUGCCAAUAGCUAGACUUGUGUGAGGCCGACACGAUGGAAUGAAAUGGAGGCCGCCUUCCCACUGCUUUGGUCACUUCCUGCAGCCAGAGCAGACAUGGAGUGGGGUUCUGCAGCAGCAUCUCAGAGCCCAGUGUCCACCCCAGGGGUGUGAGAUGCUGUAGUGGUGGCUCCCUGGUCCCAGCUUCGGGACCCCUGGAUUGUAAGGUCAUUGUGGUUCUUCAGCUCAUGCCGUGUGGGGAUAGCAUCCUGUUGGCUUGCUUUCUGUCAUGUGGCUGGAGGCCUUGCAGUGCUCUGGGAGACCCAGUCUUCUCUUCCAGUAGUCCUGCUCCACCUAUCCCCCACCCCCAGUCCCUGUCAACACCUUUUAAAAUUCCCCAAUUCCCUAUGUUGAAUCUGUUUGUGCUUGUAAAAGCCUGGAUGUUUCCUUCUUCACGGAACCUGACCAAUCACCGUGGUACACCCCUACUCAGGCUCCAAAACCCGGCUUCAGUCUCCAGCUCCAGGAUGACUGACCUCCUCUGCCAGGCUGACAUGGGUACCUCUCCUCUUGGCCAGAAGGACCCAACUCCUCCACAGUCACCCCAUCUUAGACUUUCCCACAUGACAGUGACAUUUCCUGUUUACGUUCUGUCAUCCCCACUGGACUGUGACCCCCAGAGGUAGGGACUGGGUCUUCUCAGCCAUGCAUCUGAGUGUUUAGCAGAGAAUCUUGCCUCUGGUAGGCACUCUGGGAACAUUUUAUGGAAUGAAUGCAGAGAAGGUAGCAACUUGUCAGUUCAAAAGGAUUUAGGAGAAACUGUAAGAUUCAUAGAUUGAGAAAAAAAGCAAUUUAACCUUCCCCUUUGGCAAAAAGAAAUUCACUUCUUAUUAAGAGCUUUUAUUAAGAGCAAUGUACCUGGUGGAGCUCAUUGCUGAUGAGGGGCAGCUCUCAGAUCAAGGGUCUCAUUUCAGGUCUAAUAUCUGGGAUCACUUCGUGGACCUGUCCUCCUGCUGGUGUCCAGGCUACCCUGGAGGAAUUUCAGAACUGAUGGCCAGAUUGAUGAUGGAAAACAGCUCUGGUUUUUGAGGCAGGAAGUCCUGGCUCUGCCACUCACUGGUACUGUGGCCUUGGGCAAGUGACAGCACUGCCCGAGUUCAGUUCCCAUCUGCAGAGUGUGCUGGUGACACCUACAUGGUAGGGUUGUUGUGAGGGGCAAAUGUGGUUUAGAAGAAGCACCUAUGACUGAGCCAUCACCUGAUACAUGGUGGCUGGGAUAAGAUUUCAGUGACUUGAGAUUUCAGGAUUUUCCAUUUUCAUUUGGGCAAAAACGGUUCCCACCACUGACCUCUUGUUGGACUGUAGCUGAGGUCAAGGGGUCCCUGCGUGUUGUUAUGAGUGUGAGGCCUACGGUUCUGGAUUCAGAACACAGGAAAAGGGUGGUGCAUUCUUCCUAAGCGCUGACUGGAUUCUGGCUCAGGACCUGUUCCCAGGUGGUUGGGAGUGACAGAGGGGCAUCAUGGGAAAUGGCGCAGCGGGGAGGGUCACGCUUUGGGGAGGUGCCAACCUCAGUGUGAGUCCUGGCUCCACACCUGACCCGCUGUGCUCCCUGAAGUAGCACCUGUGCCACUUCACCUCUCUGGGCCUCAUUUUCUUUACUUGCAAAGUGGAACUUACAGCGCUUCCCUCACAGGGCUGCUGGGAGCUUAUCAAAGAUAAUUUAUACCUGAUCCUGGCAUCGUGCCUGGCACAGUGAAUAAUGGCAUCUAUGCACAUGCUGCUUAUGGGCAUCAGUGAGGAAGGAGCUCACAGCAUGGGCUUUGGCAUCAGAUUAACUUGAGCUUGGUUCUCAUCCAUCUGAGAGCUGUGUGCCCUUAGCUGAGUCACUGCCUCUCUGAGUGCCGCUUCCUCUGACGGAGGAAGACGGUAAUGGCACCCACCCUGGGGGUAUGCUAUGAGGAUAAUAAGAUGACGUCACACGUGGAGACAACUCAUUGGGGCAUCAGCAGAUGCAUGACAACUACUAGCUGGAAUGAUAAACUUCCACGCCCAGCUGAGGCGAAGCAGGAGGAAACGGGAGGUUUGGCCCGUUGGGAAAGGGACAUUCUCUCCAGUUCCAGUUCAGCUCGGCUGCUGGCAUCUGUCUGCACUCUUGGCUGAGGGAAGGCAGCGCAGCUUUCCCUCUGCCUUCUCAUUGCUACUGCAGAGCUUUCCUCCUCAGGAAAGCAGCCACCUGCUUCCCCAGCCCUUUCCUGAUCCCUCCAUUUUAAGCGUUUUUAAGUGUACAAGUUAUAAGUACAUUCAUAAUGCUGUGUAACAAUCAUCGCUAUCCAUUUCCAAAACUUUUUCAUCCCAAACAAAAACUCUGAUGUUUAAACACUAUUUACACCUCCUCCCAGCCCUUAGUAACUUCUAUUGUAUUUUCUGUCACUAUGAGUUUGCCUAUUCUAAAUACCUCUAAAUAUAGACAUAGACAUGUACUGUAUUUGUCUUUUUUGUUGCAGGCUUAUUUUACUUAUAAUGUUUCAGUGUUCAUCCAUGUUGCAGCAAGUAUCAGAACUUCAGUCCUUUUUAUGGCUGAAUAAUAGUCUACGACAUGUAGAGACUACUCCACUUAUCUGCUGAUUGAUGCUGGUUUGGCUCCUGUGAAUAAUGCUGCUGUGAACAUUGGUGUACCAGUAUUUGUUUGAGUCCCUUUUUUCAGCUCUUUUUGGUAUACACCUAGGGGAAGAAUUGUGAGGCCAUAUGGCGAUUCUAUAUUUAAUAUUUUGAGAAACCACCAACACUUCUUCCACAGCAGCUGUACUGUUUUACACCCCCUACCACAAUAUGUCUGCCUUCAUAGUCUACACUCCACCAGCAUGUAUGCAGGUAACAAUCAGACAAACUGACAUCUCUUAUCAGCCAGGGACAAACACUAUGAAGAGAAAUAGAGCUGGGCAAAGGAUCAGGAUUGAUGGGGCAAAGGGUGGGCAAGGGGCCUGUUGGAGGAUGUGAAGUUUAAGCCAAAACCUAGAUGAAGUGACGGAGUGAACAGGAAGGCAAGAAGUGUUCCAGAUGGAAGGCGCAGCACAAGCAAAGUCUCCGCAGCAGGAACGUGUUCGGGUGUCUGAGGAGCAGCCGGGAGCCGGGGUGUCUGCUGAGCAGUGAGCGGGCAGGAAGCGGGAGGUCGGCAGAGAGAAGGCCUUGCAGGUGAGGAGUGUGGAUCAUAUUCCAAGUCAGAUGAAGACCACCGGAGUGUUUUAAACAGGAGUAUAGCAUAAUCUGAGUUACAUUUGGGAAAGUAUCUCUCAGGUUGCUGAAGACUCAAGUAAUAGGUAGGGGCUAAUGCUGGAAUGAGGGGCCAGUGGGGCUGGAGCUGUCAUCCACGACAGAAGUGAUGGGGGCCAGACCAGGGCAACGGAGCCACAAACAGUGAAGACAUCCAAUGACUUGGGUGUGGGGCCAGAGAAAGAGAGAAGUCAAGGAUGGCUUCUCCUCAACUCUCCUUGCUUCCAGGCCUCUGCCCACAAUGCCCUUCCUUCCCUUUGCUGAACAUUUCCCACUCCCGCAUCAGCUCACCUGGCUCUCACCUCCCAGACUCUGCUCCUCCCCACCCCCCCACCAGGCUCUUCUGUCUCCCCACAGAGAUCCUGAUCUCCUUCCAACCCUGUACUCGUCACACCUCUAAGAGUGGCCUGUUCCUACAUCCAGCCCCCAAUCUGGAUCACGAGCACAGAGAAGGCAGAAUUGCACGCUAUGCAUUGCACUUCUAGGGCCAAACACACUGUUAUAUGAGUGUGUUUCAAUAUGAGAGUAAGAGAGAGAGAGACUGAGCAUUGCUCCAUCUCAAACACAGGCUCUGACUGUCUGUCCCGUGGCGGCCAUGCAGCCAGCAGCUGGUGUGGGUCCUCCGAGAGCCAUGCCAGGCACACUGCAGAGUGAAGACUGGAAGCUCAGCAGAGGGUGGGGACUCAAUUCCCUGGAAUCCUCCUGAGUGACCCAUGGUCAGCUGCUCCCACUUUCCAGGGCAACAGGUGGAUAAAGGAAAGACACAGAUCUCCAUGAAUGAGACGGAGCCAGGGUGGGGAAAGGCUCGGAAGUGGUCCAGCCUGGGUCAGGGCACAGGUCUGAAGUCCACGGCCUGGCUUGAGGCCAUGCAGAUGGGGCUCUACUAUGUUCUAUCUGCACAACUUUGAAGCUUCACACAGCCUCUGUUCCUUAAAGCAGGGUGGGGAUCAUAUUCUAAUUGCAGGGCUGUUGGGAAAAAUCAAGUGUGAUAAUAACGUGAACAGUUGACAACAGGGCCUGGCAUGUAGGGUGGCCUUCAGAAGCUGCCUUUAUAUUUUCACUUUUCUAUCUCCUGCCAAGUUCUUCCUUAUUCCUCCCUAACAGAAUGGUUUGAGGGCUGGUGGUUACAAAUGCCUUCUUCUCUUCCGCCUUUGUUUUUGGUUCAUGUCAAGAUCUGAAUCAGAGAUGUGUGCCCUGAAGACACGGCAGAGAUUGGGGGUACUCCUGACCCUGCACAAGGUCAUUUAUCUCCAGGCUUUGAGAUCUGCGUGGGGGAGCUGUUGCAGCAGCCCUAGCCGGCAGGAAGAGCCAAGACAGAAUGGUGUGGAAAGGGCUGGUACUGGCUGCUUGCCUGCUCGCACUCCCCUCUGUCUCAGCGGACUGCCGGGCCCAGUGCUCCUUGUGUGCUGUGAAGACCCAGGAUGGACCCCAACCCAUCAACCCCCUGGUUUGCUCCCUGGAAUGCCAGGCUGCCCUGCAGCCUGCUCAGGAGUGGGAGAGGUGCCAGGGCCUUCUGUCUUUCCUCACUCCCUUCACUGUUGGGCUCAAUGGCAAGGAAGACUUGGAAAGCAAGGCAGUUUUGGAAGAGUCCAGCAGUGAGCCGGCCAAGCACAUCAGGCCCUACUUGAAGGAACUAGAAAAAAACAGAUUCCUUCUCAGCACUCCAGCAGAGGAGAAUGCUCUAAGCAGCAACCUGGCAGAGAAGCUCAGGGGUCUCUCUGGCAGGCUGGGGGAGGGUGCAGAGUCUGAGUUGAAUGGAGAUGCUCAGCUGAACGAUGGUGCCCUGGAGGCUGGAGCGCGGGAUUCCGAUGAGGAGGAACCCAAGGAGCAGGUCAAACGCUAUGGGGGCUUUUUGCGCAAAUACCCCAAGAGGAGCUCAGAGGUGACUGGGAAGGGAGCUGAGGAAGGGGAGGGGGAUGAGGUGGGCCAUGAGGACCUGUACAAGCGCUACGGGGGAUUCUUACGGCGCAUCCGUCCCAAGCUCAAGUGGGACAACCAGAAGCGCUAUGGUGGCUUCCUCCGGCGUCAGUUCAAGGUGGUCACUCGGUCUCAGGAAGACCCCAGUGCCUAUUACGAAGAGCUUUUUGAUGAGUAAACACCUCCCCAUCAUGGAGUUGAGUCAGGAGCUUCCCAUAAUGCCCUGGAGAUUGAAGUGAACUCAUUCAUCCGCCCCUGUGGUCCCCAUCCCCAUGCUCAGUUCAGCAUUGUCUACAAGACUUCCAAACCUAGUCUGCCUCUCUUCUGCCCAGAUGCCGUGUUUGUCCAGGUCAGUGAGAAGGGAGGAGGGAGGUUUCCCUCUCCAGUAGAUUAGUGCUUGCCUUCACCCUACAUCUCUAAAACUACCAGCAGCAGCAGCUUUGCUAUCAAUUCACUUUAUAUGACUCCCCCGUCCCAGGAAUCCAGACUGACCCCUUGAUCCCUCUGGAUCUAUGAUCAAGUAUUCUGAUCAAUGCCCCUCAGAAGGAAAAGGAACAUUCCCCCCCCAUGCAGAUAUAUAUA
This is a messenger RNA of Odocoileus virginianus texanus, 5925 nucleotides long. The record is from RefSeq and is a predicted model, not a curated record. Lineage: Eukaryota; Metazoa; Chordata; Mammalia; Artiodactyla; Cervidae.